AUGAGACAACAAAUAUUAUUUGGAUUGUUUGUUCUUAUUGUUAGUGUCUUUGCUAACCCAUUAUUCUUUCAGAAACGUCAGAACGAAACUGGCGGAGUUUUACCCCCAACUGCAUCUGGAAAUGGUAUUAAUGGUACCUCUGGUAAUGGUACUGCUGGCAACGGCACUGCUGGUAAUGGAACCGCUGGUAAUGGCACUGCUGGUAAUGGAACUGGGGCUGGAGGUUCCGGCCAAGGUUCCAUGAAAUUGAAAGUUAUAGUUACUGGAGGAGAAGUCCCAAUUGAAUCAUUAAGCCAAUAUCCUGAUGUAGAGGUCACCACGUUAUACAAUGUAACCAACACAUUGAACUUAACUCAAUUGUACAAUGUCGCUAAGGAAACGAAUUCGUCUAUUUCUGGCGGUAAUUAUAAGGGUGUUGUUAUCAUUGGUAACAGUUAUUCUAUCGAAUCCCUUGGUUUCUUAAACUCUGUCGUUAUUAAUUCAAUGAAGCCCGUUGUUGUUACCGAAAAUGUUUGGGACGGUUUAUUAGUUGCUAAUAACACUGAUUCUAUCCCAGGCGGCACGGUAGUCAUUGAUGACUUGAAAUUAAUUUAUCCAGGAUUCUUUUCUCCUUAUAUCAAGGAUCAUGAUACUAUUGCCGGUACAGGUGCACCAAUUGGUGUCUGUUACAAUAAGACGGGACAAGUAUCUUGGUUUUUCAAUGAUGGAACGCCUGAAGUGUUAGCCAGCAAUGGUACAAUCAGAACCAUGUUCACCAACUUUACCAAUACGGAGCCUAGUUCCAUUCCGGUUGUUCCAAUCUUGUACGGAGCCGGUGAUUUGUCCAGUAACUGGAUUCAAGGUAUCAGUUCGAAUAUCCAAGGUCUUGUCAUUGUCGAUGCAGGCGGUGACUUGUUAACUAAUCCAUCGGGUUACAGCAACAGCACCAAUUCAGCCGGUGGCUCUGGUUCCAGUUCCAAUUCGACCAGUGGCUCUGGUUCAAGUUCAAGUUCAAGUUCCAACACAACGAGUAUCAACAUUCCAAUCGUUUACUCUAACGAUGAGUUCCUUGGUUACUGGGAUGCCAGUUACUUGUCAAGCAGUUCUAACGUUAUUUUCGGUAAUUACUUAUCGCCAAUCAAGAGCAAGUUGUUGUUGUCAAUUGCCAUUGCCAAUGGAGUCACUUCAACUGAUUCAUUAAACCAAGUAUUCCCUCGUUAG
Messenger RNA from Tetrapisispora phaffii CBS 4417, 1200 nucleotides. RefSeq lists its product as uncharacterized. Lineage: Eukaryota; Fungi; Ascomycota; Saccharomycetes; Saccharomycetales; Saccharomycetaceae. The record is from RefSeq and is a predicted model, not a curated record. The transcript has a single exon. The coding region runs from base 1 to 1200 and encodes 399 amino acids.